AUGCCAUGCCGCGUCUGGCCCACCGCCCGCGCGCCAGCUGUCGCGCCGCGCCACCCCUUCGACCAAAACGCAGCCUCUGGUUUGCGCGCGCCGGCCUCGGCGCGUUGUUGGCGCUCGGGGCCGCCGCGGCGACGCUGCUGUGGCUGGAGGCGCCCAGGGCGCUCGCAUUGGUCGCCGGGGCUGGUGGUCACGUGGGGGGCGCGGAGGAUCGAUCAACCCGUCGGCCUUGGCUACACGAGCGCGGCCAUAGAGGGCGUCGCACCCGAAGCGCUCUGGGAAGCGAUGCUUGCCAAGACCGGGCACGGCAUCGUGGAAUACCUGCCUGUGGUUGACGUGGAGGUGGAGGAGAGCUCGGGCGCUGCACCCGGCGCUCCAUGCGGUUCGUGGGCGCCGGGCCACUGGCCGGACAGCUGCUACGCCAGCCAUAUAUACGCGGAGGAGCCCGCCGGGGAGAUACGAUUCGUCUCGCUGGACGACCAGGGACGGGAGACGGACACCGAGGUCGUCAACGCCAUGCUCCGCGACCCCCUGCGGAUCGAGUACUUCUGGGCGCCGCGUCGGCUCGCGGGAGCGGGUCCACUGGCCCGCGCCGAGGUCGCGCACCGUGGCCGCCGUCGCGCGAACGGUUGCCUUGGCUCGCGCCGCGUCGGCCAAAAUUCUGAGCCUCGAGGAGCGGGGCCCCACAAGGGUUAUGAUGUUCCAACCUACAGAUCGUAUUGGGCGGGAUGGCCUUGA
Messenger RNA from Prorocentrum cordatum, 735 nucleotides. The record is from the annotation of a GenBank genome assembly. Lineage: Eukaryota; Dinophyceae; Prorocentrales; Prorocentraceae.